Molecule: messenger RNA, 1138 nt
Organism: Vanessa tameamea
Lineage: Eukaryota; Metazoa; Arthropoda; Insecta; Lepidoptera; Nymphalidae
Gene: Daao1
Product: D-aspartate oxidase
Exons: 2
Coding region: 116-1132 (338 amino acids)
Biological process (GO): D-amino acid catabolic process
Cellular component (GO): cytoplasm
Molecular function (GO): D-amino-acid oxidase activity; FAD binding
Source: RefSeq, a predicted model, not a curated record
UUCAUGCAGUAACAAAAACAGUCAAAUGACAUUCAUUAAUUUAAAUUAGCUUAAAGUAGUCAUUUGAACACUGACGUACAGAUAGGAAGAUAAUCUGUGUUUACAAAAUAUAAAAAUGGAUGACAAAUCGUCGAAGAUAGCGAUAAUCGGAGCUGGCGUCGUGGGUAUGACGGUCGCCAAAAUAUUGCAACGGGAUUUAAGAAAUGCAAACAUAUCAAUUCUGGCAGAUGCUUUUACACAGGAUACGGUUAGCUGUGUUGCUGCAGGCAUAUUCAGACCAGGCACGAGUUUUAGGGGUCCUACGAAGGAGGUCACAAAGAAAUGGAUCGAUGAAUCUUGGUAUUUCUGGCAGGAUAUAAUAAAAACUUCUGAAGCUCAAAACGCUGGUCUCAUGACCCUGUCUAGCUAUAUAUUUUCUAAAGAAAAUUAUCAUGUCACGAGAAAUCACCUUAUCGAGAAACUAGUGCCCGUUUACAGGCCAGUAGACGAAGAUGAGCUGAAAUUGUGCGGCGAAGGAUGGAAAUAUGGAUCAUAUUUUUCUACAAUAAAAAUUGGUUGCGACAAAUAUUUGCCUUGGGUUGAAAAAUCGUUUACCGAAAACGGAGGGAAAAUUGUGCGAGAGAGAAUCGAUAACUUCGCAUCACUACGUUCGGAAUUCGAUUUAGUUUUCAAUUGUACCGGUAUGGGUGCCAAGGCUUUAUGUAAUGAUUACGAUUUAGUACCUUUACGAGGACAGGUGAUUAAAGUCAGAGUUCCGUCAUUAAAAAUGGCAUUUUACGGUGACUAUGAUACUUAUGUGAUCCCUGGGUUAGACGGCGUCGCCACAUUGGGGGGCGUGAGACAAUACGACAGUUAUAACCGAGAAGUAUGUAAACAUGACACAGCAGCAAUUUUGGAACGAUGUUAUGAACUUUUGCCGUUUUUAAAAAAGUCUGAAAUUGUAGCUGAAAAAGUUGGUUUAAGGCCACAUAGAGUUCCAGUCAGAGUUGAACCUGAGAUCAUAGACGGUGUAAAGGUAGUCCACUGUUACGGUCACGGGGGCUAUGGUGUAAUGUGUGCUCCGGGUACCGCUUUAGACGCUGUUCAAAUGGGUUGUGAUAUGCUAAAGAGUAAUAUUAGAAGUAAGAUUUAAAAUCAA